GCUGUUGAGCGGUUUUGAGUCUGUUGAAAAGCUGCAGUUCUGUGCACACGAACUUGGCAGUAAAUUGAACUUCUGAUUCCGAGUAAACAUUGACAGGAUCGGACCGCACAUGUGUUAAGAAAGGAUACAAAGUGUCCUUAAAUUCAAGCAGUCCAGUUUAAAAGGCUGCGAAUCACAAGCAAACGAAGAAAACUCGUUCCUCAGCUCAACCGCACUGAUGCGGCACCGGUUUCGGCAGAAAGAAAUAAUAAUCCAGAGCACUAAGUGGUUUGUAGGCCUGCAUUUUGCGCUAAUUGAUUUGGCGGCUGUCGUAUUUAAAGAUCUUUGGCUGGCUGAUCGAUACGAUAGCAACAAGGUACCGUUUUCUUUCUUCUACGCUUCACCCAAGGAUGAGAGGUGGCGCGCACCAGCCAAUGACAGCAUGAGACAAGUGCCGGCAGCAGCGCCACCCUCCUGGCUCUCCGCAUGCUCGCCCGUUCUUCGACCCCGCGACCAAGCAGGGCAGAGUACGCGACCCGCCUCCAUUGUGCGCCAAUAAGCGGCCUCUGCGGCCCUCUCCGUGUGGCCGGCAGAGUCGCUAGAUCUCCACCCAUCACUCCGGCCUGGGCGGAGCUUCUUGCUUCAAAGCCUCUGCCUGCCGCAGCCAAGCUGGCAAACCAGCAACGCUUGGGGACAUUGCACCAGCCUCGCUUCCGCCAGUUUGAUCCUGUCCGGCAUCUGCUGCUGCAAGAGUCCAGCCGUCGAGCUACUCGUUUGAUAGCUGUAGCUACUCGUCUCUGAGGACAGCUGUCGUUGCAGCCACUGAGCGCGAAAUGGAAAAGGAGAAGAAUCCGGGGUUUCUGCCGCCUUUCAGUCACUUCGCUACGCAGGCCAUCCACGUGGGGCAGGAUCCCGAACAAUGGAACUCCCUGGCGGUAGUGCCCCCUAUUUCUCUCUCGACCACCUUCAAGCAACGAGCGCCAGGAGAGCACUCUGGUUUUGAAUACAGCCGAUUGGGAAACCCUACACGAGAUUGUUUGGAAAAGGCUGUGGCAGCACUGGAUGGUGCCAAGCAUUGUUUAGCAUUUGCUUCUGGGUUAGCAGCUACUGUGAACAUUACACAUCUGCUAAAGGCAGGAGAUACUGUUGUUUGUACAGAUGAUGUAUAUGGAGGAACAAAUAGGUUUUUCCAGACGAUUGCAACACAGAUGGGUCUGAAGACUAUUCUUGUUGACUGUACCAACCUGGAAUGCCUCAAGGCUGCAAUCACACCAGAGACCAAGCUUGUCUGGAUUGAAACUCCUACAAAUCCAAUGCUAAAAGUUAUUGAUAUUCAAGCAUGUGCUGAUAUUGUCCAUAAACAUAAAGAUGCUCUUUUAGCAGUAGACAACACCUUCAUGUCUGCAUAUUUCCAGCGGCCUUUGUCUCUAGGAGCAGACAUUUGUAUGUAUUCAGCAACUAAGUACAUGAAUGGUCACAGUGAUGUUGUAAUGGGACUAGUUUCGGUAAAUGAUGACAAGGUCCAUGAGAAGCUCAGAUUCUUACAAAAUUCCAUUGGAGCAGUUCCAUCACCUUUUGACUGCUACCUUUGCAAUCGGGGUUUAAAGACACUAUCGGUCCGCAUGAAACAACAUUUUCUCAAUGCACUGGCUGUUGCCCGAUACCUAGAGUCAGAUCCUAGAGUAGAGAAGGUCAUUUUCCCUGGAUUGCCUUCACACCCACAAUAUGAGCUGAUGAAGCGUCAAUGCACAGGCUGCCCAGGAAUGCUUUCCUUUUACAUUAAAGGCAACCUUGAAAAUGCCUCUAAAUUUCUCAAAAGCAUAAAGCUUUUUACACUGGCUGAAAGUCUGGGAGGAUACGAAAGUCUGGCAGAACAUCCUGCCAUCAUGACUCACGCUUCAGUUCCAAAGGCAGAUAGAGAAGCCCUGGGAAUCUCUGACACGUUGAUUCGCGUGUCUGUUGGUUUAGAAGACUUGGAAGACUUACUAGAGGACCUUGACCAAGCUUUGAAGGCAGCAGUUCCUGAUUAUACGAUCCGUAACUAGGGUCAAGACUUGAAAUUGCAAUUGAUUCAAGCAUAUGGAAUGUAAAGACAAGAAACUGAAAAACUCAGCUUCUCAUGCAUUUUUCUUAGAUUUCAUUCCUUGAAAAUGAAGGAUAAUGACAUUUAAUGGUUGCCUUUUGGCCUUCUCACCCCAUCAAUGCAGCAAGUACCAUCAUCCCAUCAGCAUCUUGAUCUUUUGAUUUUAAAGAGUUGCCUUUAUUUCCAGCUGUAGCUCUCAUAACUGCAAAUCACACUCAGGAAUACUGUGUCCAUUUAUCCAUAAAGGUUGAUCUUAUUAAAAGGGUACACUGUUGUGCCAGUACAUCCUAUUCUUCCUCUUCAUUGUUGUACAUGCUGCUGAAUAAUCAUAGUAAUUUUAAAAAUGAAUUUUAAUAUCUAAUGCCAAAAAAGACUUCCAGGUACAAAAAGGGUCCUGGACAGCUUCUUCAAAUCUGCUUUCCCCCUCUCUUCUGUAAUACUUAAACAUGAAGAAAAAAAUCAUUUGUUUUUAAAAUUAAACCUUAAAUUUACUUUGGUUUCUGAAAUUGAAGUGCACUUUUUCAAAACCUAAACAUUGUAUUUGCUUUGAAUUUUUGAAAUUACCAGAAUGUAUAAUGAAUAGUGAAAGUUUUAUCUUGUGUUUGCAUAGGGCACUUCUAGUUCUGAGGUCUAAAUUUAUUGCUUCAAUAUGUGAGCUUAAUGAACUGUUUCCAUGAAUGCCACAGAUUUCAGGUCAAUUUGCACUUGUCAUAAAUUAAAACAAAGUUGAUUUGGA
This is a messenger RNA of Hemicordylus capensis (graceful crag lizard), 2798 nucleotides long. It is a transcript of the gene CTH, whose product is annotated as cystathionine gamma-lyase. Gene Ontology annotation, molecular function: cystathionine gamma-lyase activity; pyridoxal phosphate binding. Lineage: Eukaryota; Metazoa; Chordata; Lepidosauria; Squamata; Cordylidae. The transcript has 12 exons. The record is from RefSeq and is a predicted model, not a curated record. Gene Ontology annotation, cellular component: cytoplasm. Gene Ontology annotation, biological process: transsulfuration. Bases 813 to 2024 code for a protein of 403 amino acids.